AUGUGCCGGAAACGUAGGUCGCUCACACCGGCUGCGGGCUUUUUCUCCCGCACAUUGUUCCGCAGGGCGUUUGACCACAUUAUCCGAAAGGACGCCGAUAAGACGAUACUCGUCACAGUGGAGACGCCCAUAACCAGUAGCGCAGGAGCAUUCGCGAUUCCCGAGGACAACGAGCUGAGCGUGGACGACGACAAAGAGCAGGAGACGAAGAGCGUCGCUGAGAGGGCCGAAGCCAUCUGCAAGGAGAACCAGGUGACGAGCGUGACCAAGGUGUAUCAGGGCGAGGCGAGGGAGGCGAUCUGCCAGGCGUGUGAGGAGAACGAGGCGAGCAUGCUGGUCAUUGGCAGCCAUGGCCACGGGCCCGUCAAGAGAAGCUUCCUUGGCUCCGUCAGCGACUACUGCUCCAAAUACGCUCGGUCAGCGUCUCAAAAGCUCCUUGGCUCUGUCAGCGACUACUGCUCCAAAUACGCCCGGUCAGUGGGGCUUGUGCCGUGCUUCCCCUCCCCCCGUGUGUGCUUCCGCCCCUCGUGUGUCCUUCUGCUGCCUCUUGUGUGUGUGCCUUCCUUUCUGUGUGUGCUCUUCCGCCCCUGUCUGUCCCCUUCUGCCCCUUCUGCGUGCUUGGCCUGUAUGUGUGCAUCUGCCCCUUCUCUCCUCCUUGACAAGGUGUGUUGUGGCCGCCCUCUGCUCUUUUUGCUGAGCCAUCACCCGCACUUCCUUCUUCUCCUCCCCAUCCUCCCUCCCGCCCCUUUCCUUGCUUUCUUUCGCUCUCUUGCAUUCCUUUUCUUCCAGUGUCCAUUCACGACCCUCGUCCCACCACUCAGAUCUCCUACUCAAGCCUUUCCCCCCAUUAGGCAUCCACAUUCCCUUGAUCACCUCCCCCUCUUAUUCCACUUUCUACACCCCUCCUUCACUACCCAUUUGUGGGCUGUAGAGAACCCCCUCGUUGCCUCAGUGGACCGACUGGAGCAAAAGCUGGAGGCGGGAGCAGAGGCCAUCUUACUGCAGCCCCCCGUGGUGCCGGGUGCCGGAUACUUUCCUUUGAGUUCCUUCCCCCUCUUCAUUCACUCCCCCGUCCCCCCAACCUUCCUCUCCACACACACCCAUUUUUCCAAGCAGCUGGAGGCGGGAGCAGAGGCCAUCAUACUGCAGCCCCCGGUGGUGCCGGCAGUGCCAAUGAUUAUCGGCAUGCCUCUCAUCACCUCGCCGCGCAACCUCGCCUUCUGGAUGCUUCUCACCGACGCCAAGGGGGGUGAAGCUGAUGCUGAGAUCGCCAGGUUCCGGCAGGCAGAGGAGCAGGUGGCAGGGACGGGCGAGGUGGAUGUGGAUCAAUUCAGGGCGUUUCGCCAGCACUGGACGGAGCAGUACCUCACGCUUGCCACGCAGCUCAAAGGUGGGGAGCCAAGCAGGUCAGAGGUUCCGCCAGGCAUAGGAGCAGGUGGCGGGGGCGGGCGAGGUGGACGUGGUGGAUGUGGAGCGAUUCAGAUCGUUCCGCCAGCACUGGACGGAGCAGUACCUCAGACUUGCCACGCAACUGAAAGGUGGGGCUUCGGUAUCAGACAAGGGGGCGUGCACACAGAGAGUGCCAUGUUGGUGCUUGCAGGGGCAUCAGGAGUGUAUGUCAUGCCCAUCAACCCGCGUGGAUGGAACGACCUGCGUCGUUCCAUUCUAACCGGCGCGCUCGAACGUUUGCUCGUAUGGGACGUGCGAAAGGGCACGCUGCUACAGCAGCUCUCGCCGCAGCCGGCCGGCGCCGGCUACAGCCAAGGGGGCGGCGCGGGUGCGGCCGGCAGCGCAGCCGGCAGCGUGCAUGAUGCCGUCCCCGCUGUAGCGGACGUGACGGCGAUUUGCCCGUCGCCGGCCGACGCGACGCAGGUGGCGGCGGGGUACACGGACGGUACGGUGCGCGUGUGGAACAUGGUGGACGGCACGUGUAGGACAAGCCUUGCCGGCCACAGGUCGGCUGUAGCAGUGGUGCGGUACAACGCGGCCGGCGCGCUGCUGGCGUCGGGCGGCAGAGACGCGGACAUCGUGGUGUGGGACGUGGCGGGUGAAGUGGGGCUCGUGCGACUGAGGGGCCACAGAGACCAGGUCACAGACCUAACCUUCCUGGAGGGUACAAUGGUGCAGCACCAGUCCCUAUUGGUCAGCUGUAGCAGGGACGCGCAGAUCAAGGUGUGGGACCUCGCCCUGCACCACUGCAUCCAAACCAUUGCCGAGCCUCGCGGCGAGCUCUGGACGCUCGCCGUCCACCCGAGCCUGCCCAGGCUCGUCGCUGCCGGCACCGAACCUGAGGUUCUGGUUUUCCAAAUCAGGGCGGAGAGGGGGUUGUUGGGGGAGGGGGAGGGGGAGGGGGAGGGGGAAGGGGAACCUGGGGAAGGUGUGAAGGUGGAGGGGGAGGCGAACGGGGGAGGGGUCGCCGGGGGAGGAGGAACAGGAGCAGCAAAAGGAAGUGGGGGAGGAGGCGGGGUGGCAGGGCGGUGGGACGUGCUUAUACCGCACGGCAGUAUAAGGAGAGUCGUGGGGGUGGGGCAGGGCGCAGAGCGGGCUUUAAGCGUGCGGUUUGACGGCCCAGGGAAAGUCCUAGCCUGCCAGAGUGCUGGCAAGGCUGUUGAGUUGUUUAGGGUGAGGAGCCCUGGUGAGGCGGCUAGGCAGGCUAAGAGGCGGAGGCGGAGACAGGUGGAGAAGGGGAAAGGGAAGGGGGAUGAGGGGGAGCGAGAGGGUGAGGAGGCAGGGGAGGGAAUGGUGGAGGGGGGAGGAGAAGGGGAGGAGGGAGGGCAGGGGGGGGGGGGAGCGGAAGGGGGAGGGAGGGGCGGGGGUGACUGUGGAGGGGGCAGACGAGUGGUGCAGAAGAGGGGAGCAGCAGAGCCGUCACUGGCGCUGGCCCUGCACAACAACAGCGUGGAGAUCCACACGAUUCAUGCGGACAGCAGCACCCGGGCGGCAGCGCUGCAGUCUGCCGGCCACCGAUCGGACGUCCGCUCGCUGGCGCUCUCCUCAGAUGGCUCGCUUCUUUUGUCCGUUUCCAAAGGCUCUGCCAAGGUGUGGAACCCUGUGACUGGAGCCUGCCUCUCCUCCUUUGACUCGGGCUACGGCCUUUGCUGCCUCUUCGCCCCUGGUGAUAGAUACGCCAUCGCAGGCACACAAGCAGGCGACCUGGAAGUCUUCUCAGUGGCCAGUGCAGAGCGCACGGCUCUGAUUCACGCAGCACACGACAAGGCAGUGUGGGCCAUGGCUGCCCUGCCUGAUAACACGGGUUUUGCCACUGCCUCUGCUGACGGCUGUGUGAAGGCAGUGUGGGCCAUGGCUGCCCUGCCUGAUAACACGGGUUUUGCCACUGCCUCUGCUGAUGGCUGUGUCAAGGCCGUGUGGGCCGUGGCUGCCCUGCCUGAUAACACUGGUUUCGCCACUGCCUCUGCUGACGGCUGUGUGAAGUUUUGGGAGUAUCAGAUGCAGCUCAAGGGAUCCGAUGCGGACAAGGAUGCACUGGCGGCAGGGAGGGGUGAGAAGCACUUAACAGUGGUGAACACUCGCACGCUCAAGAUGUCUGACGAUGUGCUAAGUGUGGCGUUUAGCCCCGACGGCCGAUACAUUGCACUCUCGCUCCUCGACUCCACCAUCAAGGUGUUCUUUGUCGACUCGCUGCGUUUCUUCCUCUCGCUGUACGGCCACAAGCUGCCCGCCAUCUGCCUCGACAUCUCCUCCGACUCCCAGCUCGCAGUGUCGGGCUCGGCAGACAAGAGUGUCAAGAUCUGGGGGCUCGACUUUGGGGACUGCCAUCGGUCUCUGUUUGCACACCAGGACAGUGUGAUGAGUGUCAAGUUCGUGCCCCGCACGCACUACUUCUUCUCGUGUGGCAAGGACCGAAGGGUGCGGUACUGGGAUGCUGACAAGUUCCAGCUGCUGCUCACACUGGAGGGGCACCAUGCUGAGGUCUGGUCACUAGCUAUCAGCCCCCUCGGUGACUUCCUUGUCUCCGCCUCGCACGAUCGCUCCAUCCGCCGCUGGCAGCGCACCGACGAGCCCUUCUUCCUCGAGGAGGAGCGCGAGAAGCAGCUCGAAGCCAUGUUUGAAGCCCGAGCAGUGGCGCUACCAACCGACGCACGCCGCCCGGACGGGGGCGACGACGAGGAGGGCGGCGAAGGCGGGGAGGCGACGGGGCCGGGCGGCGCGGCGGGGGAGCUGGGCGGCGUGGGAGGGGCGGCAAGGGGCACGCAGGAGACGGUUUGGGCGGCAGACUCGAUCAUUGAGGCGGUUGAGCUGGCAUCCAUGGAAGAGGCUCGCAUGGUUCCCUUCAUCAAGGACCCCAGCGACCCCACCUCGCUGCUGCCCUCCUUCCAGCCCAACGUGCUGCUCCUAGGCCAUGCGCCAGCGGCCUUUGUGCUGCGAGCUCUCGCCAGAGUCAAGCCGUCGGAGCUCGAGCAAGCGCUGCUGGUGCUGCCCUUCACAGUGGCGCUGCGGAUUCUCCACUUCGCCCCCCACUGGCUGCACCGCCCGCUGCCGCAGCUGGAGUUUGCCGCCCGGGCGCUCGUGUCCCUCGUGCGCAUCCACCACUCGCAGCUCGUCGCCACGCCCACCGCCCGGCCUCUAUUGGCUGCUGUCCACACUCUCUUACGUGCUUCACUCAAGCUCGUCGCUACCCCCACUGCACGCCCGCUAUUGGCCGCCGUGCACACUCUUUUACGGGCGUCUCUCAAGGUACGGUGUGGUAUUGGGGGAGGAAGGGGAAGGGGGGAGAGGAGGGAGAAAAGAGGGGAAAGAGGAAUACUCGUCCCUCUCGUGCGCAUCCACCACUCACAGCUCGUCGCUACCCCCACUGCACGCCGGCUAUUGGCCGCCGUGCACACACUCUUACGUGCUUCACUCAAGGGCGCAGUGGCAACAGUGGGAUGCAACUUGGCUGCUAUCAGCCACAUCAAGGCAUCCAUAGAGGGGGGGGAUGGCACAUGGAUGGCUGAGAGGGCGUCCAUAGAGGGGGGAGACGGCACGGGCAUGGCUGAAAAGGUGAAAGAGAUUAGGGAGCGGCUGGCCAAGGGGCGCAACGCGGUGGUUGCAGAGAAGCUGCAGAGGAGCAAAGCAGAGAAGCGCAAGCGCAAGGUGGAGAAGCAAAAGCCCGAUUCCUCUCUUGCUUUCUCGUCUGCACUAAUUCAUGGCGCCAUCAGCACCAGAAAGGGCGGGCUGUCGGGAAUCGAACCCAUCGCAAGCGCCGCCGAAUCUCCUCUUGUCUCACCGAACACAUCGCUCUCGUUCGACGCGAUCCGCAUCGUCUCCCCCCCAACUGUGCCAAUCUUCCCCCCUCUCUCCCUCCUGUUCUCUCUUUCCUUGCCUCACCCUGCCUGUCAAUCCGGUUCCUCCUCCACACCCUGCCCCUGCAGCUUCAACGUGUAUGUGUGUGCUGCGGCAGAGCACUGUCACGUACUGGUGUCCCAAGCUGAGGAGAGGAGAGAAGCCAAAGGCAGUGAUGAUAACACGGCUGCUACUACUGACUUAGUAUUUGAAGUAGAGGUUUCUAGUAAUUAA
Messenger RNA from Closterium sp. NIES-65, 5517 nucleotides. The record is from the annotation of a GenBank genome assembly. NCBI's taxonomy places the organism in Eukaryota, Viridiplantae, Streptophyta, Zygnematophyceae, Desmidiales, Closteriaceae.